Populus trichocarpa (black cottonwood) is the source of this 924-nucleotide messenger RNA. Its product is annotated as putative fasciclin-like arabinogalactan protein 20. The coding region runs from base 1 to 924 and encodes 307 amino acids. Lineage: Eukaryota; Viridiplantae; Streptophyta; Magnoliopsida; Malpighiales; Salicaceae. The transcript has a single exon. The record is from RefSeq and is a predicted model, not a curated record.
AUGGCUCUCAUUCUUGAAUUUGGCUCUCAAACUGAUCUAAUCCCACCAUCUCAAUCUCUCACUAUCUUCUCUCCCUCUGAUACUGCAUUUUCUCUUUCAGGCCAACCGUCUCUUGAUCUCCUUCAUUUCCACUUCACCCCUCGGUCUUUCUCUCUAAACUCCCUCAAAUCCCUCCCUCCUGGAUACCAAAUCCCCACUCUUUUCUCCAAUCACUCCCUCGUCAUCAGUUCUAAUGCUGAUAGUCAAACCUCGGUAAAUGGUGUCAAGAUUAAUGGGUCGGCUUUAUAUGAUGAUGGGUUUCUAGUAAUCUUUGGUGUUGACAAUUUUCUUGAUCCGGAUUUUACGGUUUCUGGGUCCAUUAAUGGGAGUACUGGUGGAAUUCGUGGAUGCUAUGUUACAUCUGGUGACGAUGAUUGCUCAUUUGAGGAGGCUAGUGGGGUUUUGAAAUCAAGAGGGUAUUCUGUUAUGGCCUCGUUUCUUGAUUUGCAAUUGGCGAAGUUUAAGGACCAUACCAGGUUAACAAUCUUGGCUCCUGUUGAUGAAGUUGUGAAAGGUUUUAUGGGUGAUUUUAGUGAUUACCGUUCAAUCUUUCUUAGGCAUGUCGUGCCUUGCAAGAUUUCAUGGAGGGAUUUGGUUAGUCUUGAUGAUGGGGUGGUGUUACCUACAUAUUUGAGGGGGUUCAAAAUAAAUGUAACUGUAUCUAGUACUUUCUUGAUGUUCAAUGGAGUUCAGGUCAUUGUUCCUGAAAUUUAUAGCAAUAGUUGGCUUACUGUUCAUGGUCUUGGGGGGAGUUUAGUGAUGCAAGAACCGACUGCAACUGCAAGCAAUGCUGAAAAGAUUGUAGUGGAUUUUAAGGCCAUAAAGGUCUUGAUAGCCUUUUCUUUUCUGCUUCUGUGUACCUCUCAGCUGAACUCUAUUUUGUAA